AAAGUGGAGGAGGAAGAAGAGACAGGAGAGAGAGAAGAGGAAGGGGAGGAAGAAGAGAGAGAAGGGAAGGAGGAUAUAGAAGAGAAAGAGGAAAAGGAAGAUGGGGAGAGAGAAGGAAAAGCAGAGAACGAGGAGGAGAAAGCACCCGCCCUAGCCGCUUCUCGCGCAAGGCGGUCCGUCGAGACGCGUACCUCGGCUGCCGCUGCUCUUCAUUCCGAGAACGAGAGCGAGUCCCUUGGGUGCUCCGGUGCCCUCGACCGCCACCCCUCGGGAGGUGUAGACGCAGGCGAGGGAGGUGGCUCUCGGCGCCGUGCUUUCGGAGGGGAACGGUGUGGCUGCCGAGGGGGAUCAGGGACGCCACAGUCAGAGAGCAAACUCGGAUCAGCCAGCGCGCUUUCCGAGGCCCGGGGAAGCCAUUGGGAUGACCACGUUCACAGUCGCGAUUCCCAGGCCGACACAAGACCGGACGACCGACUCGGAGGCGAUUUGCUGAAACGAGGAGCUAAGUAUGGAACAAAGUCAGAUCAACAGAGUCCGUUCACUGAAUCUGAAACUCGUCGUUCUCGUUACAGAGACAGACCAGCUGACCCCAAAAUUCUGUACAGGGACGAAAUCUCAAGUCAGAACCAGCCUCAGUGUCAUGAACCUGAGUUUCCUGAUCCGCAUGACGAUUCGGAACGCCAGAACCCCGAGCAUGGUGGUGAUUCUGAUGGCGACGAGUCCCGGAAUCGACAAUCGAUGAGUGAGGACGUCGAGCAUCGUCAAUCGCUGUGUGAAGGGCCUGGAUAUAAGCAGCGUUACGAAAUUAGACAAUUACAGUUCGUCGAUGAUUACUUUCAUGACACAGGUGCUCAGCAUUUCCACAGUGACGGUGACUCCUUGUAUCAAGAACUCUCAGGCGAAGAAAAAUGUACAUACCACCAAGCUCAUCUUGAGGGCAUCGGACACGAAACGCCGGAAUACGUAGACUCCGAGGAUUGUACAGAUUAUAGUGACUAUUUGCAUCGACGUACAUCCUCUAAUGCUGACACGAUACGCCGACAGCUUGAUAAAGUCCGCGAAGAGCUAGAAUCCGAGAGUGACACUCCCGAAGACCAGAGAUCGGAAUCCGGUAGCUCCGAGGACGUCGCGCAAGUCGGUGAACGCCGACGCCCCUACAGUUUCUCGAACAGGAGCACGAAAUGCCAGCAGAACAGUGUGGAAUUCAGGGAUCGGCCGCCCUUUGCCGAGGAGUCUGUGGCUCAAACAUUUGAGUAUAGUGGCUCUGAUUGUGAUGAACUUACAUAUCAUGUUAAAGAAUCAAGUAGCAAAGACUCUGAUGAAAAUUUUAGGAAUGAAACUUCUGCAUAUGAUGAAUUCAUGGACGACACAGAGGAUGAAUAUUUUCUAAAUUGUUCCUGGAAUGACAGCAGAACGAAAAAAAAGCAGAAUGGUGACCAACUUGAAGUGCAAACGUACAAGCACAGUGAGAGCAAAACUACAGAAAAUCAGAGCCAGAAUACAAGUGACAGGUCCAUAGAGACUAGACUUGUCCUCAACUCGAAAUACAAUCAGAGGGGACUGAUUGAGGGAUCUGCAGGUAACUAUAGAGUGCAGACGAACACAGCAAAGAAGGCAGUCGGUCCCAUCCCUAAAAUUUUACUGACUAGAAAUGUGGAGGUGACAACAGCUCGGCCACACAGGAUUCUGUCCAAUUCUGGGAUCCUGGAGGUUGAGAGCGACAAGAUCGAAGGCGGCAAGGCUAAAGUUUUCUUCCAUAGGGACGUGCUCUACCUCAAUCAGAAGAAAGUUGAAGACGAGAAGCCCCUCUCGAAACUUCUGAAGAAGAAGCGGAAUCAACCGUGGGGCUGCGUGGCGCGGGCCUUCCCCACGAAGAAAAACGGCGACUACAAGAAGAUCACCGGCGUUGAAGUCCAGCUGAUAGCCAGCCUGGUGUGUGGGACAAACCUUCGCCGGCCGACGUCAAACUGA
Molecule: messenger RNA, 1971 nt
Organism: Penaeus vannamei (Pacific white shrimp)
Lineage: Eukaryota; Metazoa; Arthropoda; Malacostraca; Decapoda; Penaeidae
Source: RefSeq, a predicted model, not a curated record